Pyricularia pennisetigena is the source of this 315-nucleotide messenger RNA. RefSeq lists its product as uncharacterized. The record is from RefSeq and is a predicted model, not a curated record. NCBI's taxonomy places the organism in Eukaryota, Fungi, Ascomycota, Sordariomycetes, Magnaporthales, Pyriculariaceae. The transcript has 2 exons. Bases 1 to 315 code for a protein of 104 amino acids.
AUGAAAAUUUCCAAAAUUGUUCUGGCUAUCGCUUUUUAUUCCAUCGGUAUAGCGGCUUUACCUACCAAUUUUAAAUGUGCUACCGAAUGCGGCGACAAAACUGGAGUUAACCUCCAUUCUAAGCGCUCAAGCGUCACUAAUGGCUCAGCCGGUGCUGCCACGGUUUAUACAUGCAGCAAAUGUUAUUCCUAUACAAGCAAAAAUCAGGAAAACGUGAUCGCCCAUCAAGCCGCAUGCGAUGGUAAUAAAAUAAGGCUUACCCCUAAUUCAAAAUGUCAGGGAAAAAGCUCAGUCGAUAUCCGCAUUUACCGUUAG